Messenger RNA from Aspergillus ruber CBS 135680, 810 nucleotides. Its product is annotated as lytic polysaccharide monooxygenase. The record is from RefSeq and is a predicted model, not a curated record. Lineage: Eukaryota; Fungi; Ascomycota; Eurotiomycetes; Eurotiales; Aspergillaceae. Bases 1 to 810 code for a protein of 269 amino acids. The transcript has a single exon.
AUGAAGCAAGCCAGCUCCGUCCUCGCUCUUGCCAGCAUUGUCUCCUUGGCCCACGGCCACGGUUUCAUCAGCUCCCCUGAGCCCCGUAUGCCCGGUUCCGCCAUGUCAUCCGCCUGCGGUCAGCAAAUUUACAACAACCAGAAGGCCGACAACUAUGGCAACGUCCAGGGCGAGCUCCAGGUCGCCAACGGCCAGGACGACUACGACGCCGAGAAGUGCGACAUCUGGCUCUGCAAGGGUUACAAGUUCGCCGACAACAAGGACAACGUCCAGUCCUACAGCGCCGGCCAAACCGUCAAGUUCGAGAUCGACAUCCGCGCUCCCCACACCGGUGUCGCCAACGUCUCUGUCGUCGACACCAACUCCAACACUGUGAUCGGCAGCCCGCUCAAGUCCUGGGACAAGUACGCCUCCACUGAGACCGGUGUUACCGAUGACGAAACCAACUUCAGCGUCACCAUCCCCGAGAACUUGGGUAGCAAGUGCUCAACUGCCGGUGACUGUGUGCUCCAGUGGUACUGGUUCGCCGAGUCUAUUGACCAGACCUACGAAUCUUGCGUCGACUUUACUGUCGGCGGUUCUAGCUCUGGCUCUAGCUCUGCUUCUAGCGCUGGCACUACCACCGCUGCUGCCAACAACAAGGUCGCUUCUCUCCCUAGCACCAUGGCAACCGUUGCUAAGCAGCAGGCCACUUCCUCGGCUGCUCCUGUUGCCAGCUCCGGGGUUUCCAUCCCCAAGGAUGGUAGCUCUGAGGAGCAGCUCAACUGGGUUUCGAACCUUGUGAGAAGCAUUGUCAACUACGGUGCUUAG